Molecule: messenger RNA, 6050 nt
Organism: Styela clava
Lineage: Eukaryota; Metazoa; Chordata; Ascidiacea; Stolidobranchia; Styelidae
Source: RefSeq, a predicted model, not a curated record
UUUUAUAUUUAACUGUGUAUAUAAUGAAGUAAUUAUAUAAUUAACUAUAUAUCUAAUUUGCCAAAGUUGCCUUAUUUUAUGUUCCAACUUCCUACUGCCAAUAGAUUUUAACAACGCUGCCUUGCACUUACCUUGCUUUGCAUUCUGACGUCAUUCGAAUUACGUCACUUCCUUUGUUAUCAUUCGUAUCGCUUCCUCAUAAAUAAACAUCAAAGCAUUUGGAUUGAAAACAGUUUUCUUCCGGACUUCCUCGUCGCUAUUGUUAUUAUUACGUCAUCACUAAUCAUUGACGUCGUAGUUGUAUCACCCAAACGUCACCAUUAAUCAUCUCGCCCCCUCCCCGAUGCCGGUGGUGUUUCUGCCCUUCCAGGGCGGCCAUACACCCAUUACCGCUGCGCCACAAUUGGUGUCAAUGAGCCAAAUGAUGCCUCAAACAUGCGGCCCUUUACCAAUUGGUACAACCAUGGCUACCAUUGCGGCUCCUCCGACAAUGUACGAGACGACGAUUGUAGGAACGAAGAGAAACAGUGAAGAUGUCUCGCAUUUGAUGGCUGGAUCAAUAGAUAAUGGAGCAAAGAAGAUCAAGACAGACCCAGGUGCGGUAUCUAAAGUUGUCCAUCUUCGAAGCCUCCCCACAGACGUUACUGAUUCCGAAGUUAUACAACUUGGUUUGAACUAUGGAAGAGUUACCAAUGUUCUUAUGUUAAAGGGUAAGAACCAGGCUUUCCUUGAGAUGGAGGAUGAUGAAACAGCCCAACGUAUGGUGACAACCUGCAGUUUAUCUCCGCCUUCCAUCAGACAAAGAAUGGUUUAUGUUCAAUACUCAAAUCAUAAAGAACUAAAGACAGAUAGCUCUCCUAAUCAGUUGAAAGCACAAGCGGUGUUGCAAGCACUCCAACAAACAGAGGGUGGAACCAACCAUGUACUGAGAGUUGUUGUUGAAAAUAUGAUCUAUCCCGUCACACUGGAUGUUCUGCAUACAAUCUUCUCGAAAUUUGGUGUUGUAUUGAAGAUCAUCACAUUCACUAAGAAUAAUCAGUUUCAAGCAUUGAUACAAAUGGGAGAUGCAGUUCAGUCACAGACAGCGAAACUGUCUCUUGAUGGCCAGAACAUCUAUAAUUCCUGUUGUACAUUGAGAGUGGAAUACAGCAAGAUGGCGGCACUGAAUGUAAAAUACAACAACGAUAAAAGCAGAGAUUACACAAGAUCUGAUCUACCUUCAGGGGAAACACUUGACCCGUCUGCAGCUCUGCAAUCAGUUUUGGCUGGUGCUGAUAUGUAUUCAGGUACAUCAGCCCUAAUGCCGAACCCUUACUCACAAGUUCAAAACAAUAACUUUGCAGGAUUGAACGCACAAACAUUAUCUGCAGCUCUGUCAUCAGGAACUGCUGCUCAGUAUUUACAAGGUGCUCUGGGAGCUCAAGAUCUCACUGGAGCGGCUUUCACCAAUGCAGCAAUAGCAGCUCAGCUUGCUGCAGUCACUGGACUCCAACAAAACACAGUCCUACAUGUGUCUAAUCUCAAUCAAGACAUGGUUACACCUCAAGUCCUCUUUAUACUGUUUGGUGUAUACGGGGAUUGUAUUCGUGUGAAAAUCUUGUAUCAGAAGAAAGACAGUGCUUUAGUGCAAAUGAACGAUGGCACACAGGCACAAUUAGCUCUGAGACACUUGAAUGGAGUGAAACUCUUCGGCAAGCAGAUGCAUGUUGUCUUAUCGAAGCACAGUCAAGUACAAAUGCCAAGGGAAGGCCAAGAGGCCGCCAAUCUCACACAGGAUUAUACAAACUCCUCUCUUCAUCGGUUCAAGAAACCUGGUUCCAAGAAUUUUCAGAAUAUUUACCCUCCUUCACAAGUCCUUCAUUUGUCCAACAUUCCAGCUGACAUUACAGAAGAUUUCUUGAAGGAACAGUUUUCUAAAUACGGAACAGUAAAAGGAUUCAAGUUUUUCCAGAAAGAUCGUCGUAUGGCAUUGAUACAAUUGAUGUCAGUAGAAGAGGCUGUGGAAGCACUUGUGAAUCUCCACAAUUUCAAGUUGAGCGAUUCCAAUCAUUUGAGAGUUUCAUUUUCGAAAGCUCAAGUUUAGUCAUGUGACUAGAAACAAGCCUUCUGAUUGGCUGAUGUGUGAUUUUACUACGUUCCACUUAGUGGUUGACUUUUCUUGUUAGUAUUCUUUGAAGAGAGAAUUGGACUUCACAAAGCUGUAUGUGUAGUGUUUCCACCUCAUUUAGAAAUCACGGUUUCUUGGUCGAAUCCCACUUUUAUCAUCAUGAUUGUCUUAUAAAAUUGUUUUGGAUGAAUCUGUAUGGUGCUCCCUGCGAUAUCCAGGGCUGGCCAAUAUCAGAUAAAAUAUUUGAUGGUUGGAUAUUUUUUUUUACAAAAUGAAAAGAAUAUUCAAAUAUUUUCUUUGCCAUUAAUUUACAGCCACGCAUCCAGGUCUGGCCAAGAUCAGAUCAGUUAUUAUUUUUGCAAUAUUUUCAACAAAAUGAACAGUAUAUUCGAAUAUGAAUCUUACUGCUUUGCCAUUUUCAAUUAUCAAGUUUACUCAUGGAAUAUAAACCUAAAUUGUAUUGAAAUUAGAAAUUGAUUUUUGAAUGUUUAUUGUCCCGUUGACUGAGUUCAAAACUUUCUCCCAAGAAUUAUGCAAAAAAUAUUUCAACUGGUUCGCUUAUGGAUAUUUGGAGCACUCGGCCUGUCCUAAUGAUAUGAUCAGAUCAAGUUGAGAUCUGAAGGGUGGUGGCAAGCUAAAAUUUAUUGCUCUGUACCAGAACUGUGAGUUCAGGGAAAUUUAAUAUUGACCCUGUUUCGGGAUGUAAAACAAAUUUUGAUGACCAAAACGCCAUGCUGAGGAAAAUUCGAACCCAGACUCAAGAAUUGUAAAAAAUUUGUCUCGGACUUUGGCAUAUGCAAGUCUUGUUUAAUAGAAUGUAAAAAUCACUUAGUACAUACACUUAGAUAAAAUUUGACUGUUUUUUUUUUAUUAAUCAUAAAUACUGACUUCAGUGAUAAAAUGCCCAACUACGAACCAAACUCACAGUCAUGGCUUCAAUAAUCUUUGGUUAUGCUUCUUUCCUGAUGCGGCACCAACAAUGUAGAUUUCAACCAUCUUUCCAUUUUACACAUCUGACCAGCCAUACUGCCAUUCCAGGCAUGACACAUUGCUUUUGUGAUAAAUGUGAUCGAAACUAUUAUAAUAUGUGGCAUCUGUAUUUCUGGGUGUAACUUUACCCAAAUGCAUUCAUUCAUUCUAGAGAAUUUUCUCUUUCCAUCUUAUUUUUCAUGGCUUAGUCGUAAAAAAGCAUGAUAUUGGUGUAUAGUCACUUUCUUGUUUUGUUUUUCUUUCCAUUGUGCUUUUUUCUUUAUUUUAGCAUCAUUAUUUUGCUACAUUCCUUAUAAUUAUUGGCAUUCCUCUUUGAUUUCAAGCCAAAAGGAUUUUUUUGUUGUUUUUUUAUUAAUUUUUUGUGUGAAUGCCAGUAUAUUUUGUGCCUGCUGAAGAUAUAUAGUGCACAAACGGUAUUAGCAAAAUAAAACAAAUUGUAGAACUUUCGAACUUCUAUACUGCAAAAACAUAUCAUGUUCGGAUCAAGUUUUUCUCUUUUAUCUAGAAAUUUGGAAUUACAUUGUUUUGCCAAUACAGUAUGCACCCUAUAUAUAAUAUCUCUAACAUUGGUUUAUUAUGUCUUGAUGACACAGAAGAAGAAAUUUCUGUAAAAAAUUAUCGACCAUUUCAAUUCCUAUAACAUUGCUUCCAAAAUGACUGUUGCCAGCUUUUACCAUGUUAUGAACACUCGAUUUUUGUUAUCACUUAUAAAGCAUAGCCUUAUCAACAUUAGAUUCAUCCCAUUUGUUGUGUGGAGUACUGAGGUGCCAUAAAAAUAAGAGGCCGUUGUUAGCCAUAUGAUUAAACCAUCUUAUCGCUUUCCUCUCCUCUAGGUCGAAUAUUAAAUUCCUAUCUUAUGUCUUAUUCCACUUGUGAAACAAUUUUAGACCAUGGCAAAUGUAAAUGGCAUGGAAGCAUACAAUAUGUGAAUUUACAAAACACUCUUGGACCGCUGUUAAAAUACCAUUCCUUAACAAUUUGGGAUAACACAUUGUUCACUGUCCUGAUUUGCAAAAAGUAACCUAUAACUGCUUGUCAAGAGUCUUGUUAAGAGCUAAUCGGUGUGUUCAAACACUUUUUGUAAAAAUACAGCAAAUUGAUGUUAUUUUUAACAUUGUAUUUCACUGCAGCAUUUCGUAACCAAUGUAAAUCAUUUAUAUAUAUAUAUGAGCUGGAUGUGGACCAAAUUCUUGUUUGUAUGUUGUUAGAAAAAUACAAUAAUUACACUGGUAUCUCUGAGUAUGUAUAACCUAUUAGUUUUCAUUCACCACGACCCACUUGGCACGACGAAAUUUUUACGUGCCCCUCAUUAAUAAAAAUAAAAAAAAGUGAAAUUGAUAAUACCUCUAAUGAGGCCGAUGUGCUUGCAUAUUCUCGCACAAGAGAUCGAAUUUUAGCUCCAUUUCGAUGAUGAUGUAUCUCCAUACUGGUUCCAAAUCUUUCAAAUUUGGUCAAUAUUUUGUUUUAACAUAAGUUAUUGUCAAAAAAUUUCUUACUGUGUCUCCGAACGAGCCAUUUCGCAACCCACGUUGAGGGUUGCAGAAGACCCCCAAGUUUGAAGAGCCCUGACCUGAAGAAUUAGUUUUUAAACUUUCAUGAUCUGGGGCUCUUGUAAAAUAAACACAUUAUAGAUGUUAGUAAUAUGUGCUUGCUGGGAGCAAAAUGAAUCUACUUUGGAUUCUUCAAGUUCUAACCAAAUAUAACUCAACUGCGCCUUAUUAAAAAACUAGAUUAUUCUAAAACCAGGGGUUCCCACACCGUGGGCCAAAUCUGGCCCGCGUAACGAUUUUAAAUGGCCCGCCGAGCUUAAGUGGAAUUGUGAAACAGAUUUUGUUUCUACCUUUUUGCAAUCUAGAAACCUCCAAUUGUUAUGUCAUUAUCACAGUUUAAGCUCGUGUCUAUCAUAGCAUUUCGAUUAUAUAAGUAUCUCAAUUAUACCUGCCGGUGUUAGGAUUGCAUAGGCAGUAAUUUGGUUUUCAGCCAUGUAAAAAAGGUUCGAAGACUCGAAUUUCUGGAUUGAAAAAGAAAAUCAAACUUACGCGAUUUGUUUUCUUUGCCUACGAACUAUUCCAGUUCUGUGGCAAUACGACAUAAAGCGCCAUUAUGAGUCAAACAAACAUGUUUCUUCCGGCCCGUGAACAUCCUUCCGAUUUUGAUUUUGGCCCGCGGCCAAUAAAGUUUGGGAACCCCAUGUUCUAAACUGUCGAGUUCUCGAUCAUUUCAAACUUAAGUAGCUUUAUACAUGUUAAAAAGUGCUUCUCUAGGGUCCUGUUAGUGUGAAAUAUUGUGGUAACACCUCGGCUUCUUUUUACUGAGAAGUUUUGGUAGUCAGAUACUACUGUAAUUGUUGCAUUUUUCAAAUUUUUUAUUGUGUCGUCAUAAACUGUAUAGCCUUCAGUAGUUUUUAUUUCGUUUUUAUUAUUUUUUCUAUUUCGUGAAAAAUUAUUAAUUGUAAGUAUCAUGCUAUUCCCGUGUUGCCAAAUUGAGCAUGCUUAUUGAUGUUGAGAUUUUCUAAAUAUCACUCUGAAAUAUGGUUUAAAGAGGGUAUUUCUGGCAACACUAAACACUGAUGUGAGAUUUUUAUUGUACAUUCCAUAUUUUAUUCCAGUCCUAACUAUGAACGAAUCCACUCAAAGACUUUAAGAAACCGAUGCGAUAUGUUACGUCAUAGAUAGUGAUGUCAUACAUAGUGACGACUUAAUAUCAUGUGAAGACUCAAGCAACAUUAAGAUAUAUGAAUCUUAUUUAUCAUUCUUUGAGUAUUAAUUCGACAAUUUGUACCUGUAUGUCACCUUCGUAAAUAUCAUUUAGGGAAUCCCCCCUCCCGAUUCAAACUUGUCUGCAUGAGGCUGUCGUGAUUGUAAGCUUAUAGUGACGGAGUUGCCUGGUGAUUAACUACUGCUGUGAAAUAUUAUUUUUUUGAAUCUCAAUUAAAACUAGUGUCGGUACUGAU